Cooperia oncophora is the source of this 1812-nucleotide messenger RNA. The record is from the annotation of a GenBank genome assembly. NCBI's taxonomy places the organism in Eukaryota, Metazoa, Nematoda, Chromadorea, Rhabditida, Trichostrongylidae.
AUGACCAGAAAUGGGACUCCUCUUAAUAUCAAAGACGUUGAUGACAAAACGGCAGACAUAACUGAAGUCGAAACAGAAACCCCUGUCAAGAAUGGCGCUGACGUUAAAAUCGUACGCAAGGCCGUCGUAGAGGUACCGAGCAACGACGAUGACGACGAAGCGCCGGUAGAAAAAUCAAGAUUAGAUAAAUUCAUUAACUACCUCUUAUGCAGCUCAGUCCACCAAUUUGUGAGCCCUGAAACAAACUUGGUUAGUUAUUUCAUAGUGGUGUUUUUCUCAUUUCAGUUCCGAUACGCAACUAAAUUCGACGUCUUUUUGCUCUGUGUAGGUUCGCUUGGUGCUGUCAUCAGUGGAUGCUGUCAGCCCGUCAUUGCCGUAAUUGCUGGAGAGUUGUUUCGAGUUUUAACAAGCGGAAAUCUAACGGACACCGCUGCUGUCGAGGCGGAACUGUUUGGUUACGUCUAUAUGUUUCUUGGUAUAGGGGUGUUCGCUCUGAUUGUGAACUUUAUACAGUUUGUAUGCUUCUACACCGCGUGCUGUCGACAAAUCGCGAAAAUUCGCCAUCAUUACAUAAGAGCUGUUCUUCGCCAAAAUGCCGGGUGGCUGGAUAAGCACCACAGCGGAACUCUCACAACACAACUUAACGAUAAUGUGGAGCGAAUUCGUGAAGGCGUUGGAGAUAAAAUGGGACUUCUUAUCCGCGGAUUUGCAAUGUUCUUUGCGGCACUGAUUAUCUCGUUUGUCCGAGAGUGGAGAUUGGCGCUUUUCAUGUGUCCACUAGCACCACUGACUUGCCUGUGUAUGAGCAUUAUGUCGCGGAAAAUUGCUGAGUCAACUAGGAAAGAACUGGACGACGUUGGCAAAGCUGGGGCUAUCGCUGAAGAAGCGGUUCUCGGAGUACGGACAGUGCAAGCUUUCAAUGGUCAAGAGGAAAUGGUGGGAAGGUAUACAGAAGAGCUCCUCAAAGGUAAAAGUCAUGCGACUGCGAAAUGCUUCUGGAGUGGUUUUUGGGGUGGAAUUUUCUAUGUGGUUCUGUUCACAUUCAUUGGAGCCAGUUUUCUAUUUGGUGGCCAUCUACUUGAAGUUGGAGCGAUUGCCAGCUCCGGUGAUGUGAUUACUGUCGUUGUAUCCAUGAUAAUAGGAGCGUAUUUCUUGGGCUUGAUCUCACCUCAUCUCGCGGUUAUUCUGAACUCACGGGUGGCUGCCGCUGCUAUCUACUACACCAUUGAUAGGGAACCUGAUAUCGAUGUGUACUCAUCGGAGGGUAAAAUUCCCAUGCGCAUACGAGGAGAUAUCGAGUUCAGUAAUGUACAUUUCCGAUACCCUACAAGGAAGGAUGUUAAGGUCAGGAUUGAUGAUAACGACGUGAGAAAUGUGAAUAUGGAAUGGCUCCGUAAUACGGUAGGAAUAGUCCAACAGGAACCAACCUUAUUCAAUGGCACUAUCGAGGAAAAUAUCCAAGUCGGCAGCCCGGAAAUUUCUCAAGCGGAAAUGGUACAGGUGUGCAAACUAGCGAAUGCUCACGAUUUCAUAAUGAAGCUUCCUAAGGGCUACUCUACUCUUAUUGGAGAAGGUGCUGUACAGUUAUCAGGCGGCCAGAAGCAACGUAUUGCGAUUGCUCGCACUUUAGCGCGAAAUCCACGGAUUCUUCUCCUAGAUGAGGCCACAUCUGCACUAGACGCUAACAGUGAGAGCGUCGUUCAGCAAGCGUUAGACAAUGCGUCUGCGGGCAGAACUACGAUAGUUAUAGCUCAUCGCCUCUCUACCGUCCGAAACGCUGACAAGAUUGCAGUAUUCGACAAGGGACAAAUA